This is a messenger RNA of Eublepharis macularius, 1440 nucleotides long. Its product is annotated as adenylate kinase 8-like. Gene Ontology annotation, molecular function: ATP binding; nucleoside diphosphate kinase activity; AMP kinase activity. The record is from RefSeq and is a predicted model, not a curated record. Lineage: Eukaryota; Metazoa; Chordata; Lepidosauria; Squamata; Eublepharidae. Bases 1 to 1440 code for a protein of 479 amino acids. The transcript has a single exon. Gene Ontology annotation, cellular component: cytoplasm. Gene Ontology annotation, biological process: nucleoside triphosphate biosynthetic process.
AUGGACGCCACCAGCAAGCCCCACCAGAUCCCUCCCGCGAUGGCGCUCUAUGCCGAGAAGCACCGCAUCUUCCAGCUCAUGCAGGCCAUGCUGGAAGCCGUCCUCAUCGCCCGCCCACAGGAUCCCAUUGAAUUCAUGAUCGAGCACCUCCAGAAAGACAACGAUGAGGUGCCCAGGGUCUUUGUCCUGGGGCCCCCCGCCUCGGGCAAGACGACCAUCAGCCGCUGGAUGGGCAAGCACCUGAAUGCCACCUACCUGUGCCCCCAGGACCUGGUGCAUGACCGGAAGCUCAGGAAGUCCAGGGAGGCUCUCGCCCGCCUUGGCCCGCAGGAGGCCAUUCCCGAUGAGCUGUGGGCCUGCCUGCUGGAGGAGCGCCUGUCUGCGGAGGACUGCACGGCGCUGGGCUGGGUGCUGGACGGCUUUCCGGAGACGAGGCAGCAGGCCCUGCUGCUGCAGGCCAAGGGCAUCAGCCCCCAGCACGUCCUCGUGCUCUACGCGCCGGACACGGUGCUGGUGGAGAGGAACCUCGGCAAGCUGCUGGAUCCCAUCACCAAGGAGGUCUACCAUGCCACCUUCGACUGGCCGAUGGACUACAUGGUGCAGAGGCGCCUGGUGACCCCAGAAGGCAUCUCAGAGCAAGCGACCGCCACCCGCCUCCUGGAGAGCCAUCGCAGCCUCCCGGGCAUCGUCCAGACGUACAAGGAGAACCACAAGGCCGUCAACGCCGACCAGCCCUGCGCAGACGUCUUCGCCCAAGCCCUGAGUUUUGUGCAAAGCCGCCCUUCCUCCAACGCGCCCUUCACCCCCCGGGUUUUGCUCCUGGGCCCUCCUGGGAGCGGCAAACGCUUGCAGGCUGCUCUGCUGGCCCAGAAGUAUGGGCUGGUGAGUCUUCGCUUGGGGGAGCUGCUGCGGCAGCAGGUGGCUGACCACAUGCCGUUCGGGGACCUCAUCAAGCCCUGCCUCGGAAGCGGCUACCCGGUGAGCGACACCGUCGUCCUGAGCGUGCUCAAGGAGCGGCUGGGCCAGCAGGACUGCGUGAGCCGCGGCUGGGUGCUCCACGGCUUCCCUCGCGACAUCGACCAGGCCAUUCUCAUGAAGCACACCGGCUUCAAGCCCAACCGGGUGUUCUUCCUCAACUUGCCCACCGAGGUGGCCUUGCAGCGCCUCUGCCAACGCGCCACAGACCCCGUCUCAGGGGAGAGGUACCACGGCAUCUUCAAGCCACCGACAGACACAGAGGUGCACAAGCGCCUGCUCCAGAACCCCCGGGACCGGCCGGGCAGGGUGGAGGAGAAGGUGGACAUGUACAACCGGCAAGUGGCUAUGCUUGAGGAUUUCUACGAUGAGGGCAUUUCCCUCAACGCCGACCAGGAUCCCUACACCAUCUUUGAGUACGUGGAGAGCUGCCUGGUGCAGUCCUUGCCCAUUUUAAGACAAUGA